Molecule: messenger RNA, 456 nt
Organism: Arabis nemorensis
Lineage: Eukaryota; Viridiplantae; Streptophyta; Magnoliopsida; Brassicales; Brassicaceae
Source: the annotation of a GenBank genome assembly
AUGGAAGAUCAAUAUUCUCAUGGAGGUCGAAGCAAAACAAGAGAAAAAAAAUCAGCUUCAACAUCAAAAUCUCAAGCCACUAAAAAAGACAAUGUGCGAUUGACAGAGACUGAUCCUGAUUAUCCAAAGGAUAUCCCAAAAGGAUCCAAACACCAGGAAAAGUUUUGGUGUGAUGAACUAAGAGAGGUCAUGAAUCAAGGUGUUAGACGUGUUUGUUGGACUGUGGCAUCAACAAGAAGCUUAUCGGCUCGGCUUUGCAUUGAGAAAAAAGUUCGGUCUCUCAAGUACUUGUCACUCCUUCAUCUUUUGGUGGGUCUUUUUGACAAGACCGGAAAAAACGGAGAACUGAAAGACUUAGGGCAUUUGAAGAAGUUUCUAGAGGAAAAUGGUGCUAUUUUGGAAAAAGAUUGCAAGUGCACUGAUCCACUGAUUGAAAUGAACAAGAAAAAAGACUAA